AUGUCGUUCGCAGAAGUGACGGCUGUGGAUGCAGAGUCGAGUUCUUCCACGUCUUUUCUCUCUCUCUUUGUACACUGCAGUCACACUAGGACCUCUUGUUCAUCAUCUGAGUCUGUAUCUCCUUCCAUUCAUAUCCAGCUCGUAGAUCCACCGACGUUGUACGAAGCUGACGUCGCUUCUUGUCACAAGCCACGGGCACUCGAUUGCUCAGGUGCAGAGUAUCUUGCAGCUGUAGAGUCAGCACUGAUUGCGUCAUCAUGUGAUCAACCAUGUCGCUUUGAAUUCCGAUGGUCGAAGCAAAAAAGGUCGUUGACACUCAUGGAACGUGCAGAGUUUGCCGUGAAAUUCUGUGCUAUUGAAUUUCAAGUAUCCAAAGAUCUUGCAACGUGGCAAGAACUGCUGCAUCAGAUAGCAACGAGACAGAGAGAAGAUUUGAAAUUGAUUGUGGAGAAACAGAGUAAAAUGGAGCAUUGUGAGACGUUGUUGAGACAAAAAGACGUGCUGCUCGAGACAGCAUUGACUGCCAAACAACAGGUAGAGGAUGAGUUGUUUGUGGGUUUUUGUGCUGUAUUGAACGCAAAGAAAAACGAGAUACGGAGACUGCAAUUUGAAGUUCAGAAGGCUCAGGAGAUGCACAAGUUUGAGAUGGAAUCGGCGACGAAGAAACGAAAAGUUGCAGCACCGAAAAGGAACAAGAAAGUGACAGGAGCAAAGUUAAGGAGGAAGGUUGAAAAAGAAGAAGAAGAUGAUGAUGAUGAAGCGAUGAGUGAUGAGUCAAAUGGAAGCCAUGGCAAUGCUAGUGAGGAGGAGGAAGAUGAGCGAGAACGUGCGAAGAAUGACGCGAUCAAAGCGUAUGGCGCUCUUCCGACCAAUUUGCGGUCGAGUUCGGUGCAGAUUAGUUCUGCAGAAGACUUGCUAUCGAGUAUGGAUGAAAUCAUUAAGAAUGAAGAAGAGAAGAAUGAAGCAACACAGAGAGGAGACAGUCGGGAUGGCACAACUAUAAUGGCUGAGCCGGUGGCCAGCAAAUCGCACGUACGGACUGUGGAGCCUUCAACGCCGUGGACGAGAAAAACUGCAGCUUUGAAGGUUGAGCCGACACCUGCACCAAAGCCCGAGUCAAAGAAGCCGUUGCGUGUAGUAUCGCAAGUUGACGAAGCAAUGGAUCCGGAGGAGGAGGACAUCCUCGACAUGUUGUCGUAG
Molecule: messenger RNA, 1200 nt
Organism: Peronospora belbahrii
Lineage: Eukaryota; Oomycota; Peronosporomycetes; Peronosporales; Peronosporaceae
Source: the annotation of a GenBank genome assembly